Messenger RNA from Entrophospora candida, 1241 nucleotides. The record is from the annotation of a GenBank genome assembly. Lineage: Eukaryota; Fungi; Glomeromycota; Glomeromycetes; Entrophosporales; Entrophosporaceae.
CCGUUUAACAAAUGAAUCACAAGGAAAGAAGUUUUCGAAAUUUAAUAAUAAGUUUAAAAUGGCAAAUGAGCCAAAAUUGCAAAUGGAAUUCGUGUUUGAGAAUGAACACAAAUACACAGCUCCUCGUAAAGCAUCGUGGAAUGAGAGUAUCUUAUUAAAUUUGCGAAAGUUGGAUUCUGUGAAAGAGUCUGAGCUAAUUAUUAGAUGUUGGGAUAAUAGUGUAAAAGGACCGGAUGGUGUUAUAAUCGAGGCAAAGGAGAACCUAUAUCGCUCGGAAAAUUACGAACACUCUGAAAAUGUGUUUACCCUGAAUUUACAGACAGAGAAAAAUCAAGUUGAAUUGACAUUCAAAAUUUACUUUGUAGAAAAUAAGCCACCCAAGAACAUAUUACAAAGAGUUUAUGAAGAGGAAGAAAGGAUCGGGAUGAUCUUAAUAACUGGUUUAAAAUAUAAAGAUAUGUGUGGAAUGUCUGGUUUUUUAGAGUUUAAACUGGACAAAGAAAAGCACUCAACUAAAGAUUACUGGACAACCUCUAAGUCUGAAUUAAAAUCACCAGUUUCUUUGUUUUUGGUUGACAAAAUAAGCACAUUGACUAUACAUUGUGUACUUUCAAGUAGUCAGGGAUGUCCAACAGAUAAAAUAAAAAUUGGCCCAUCUAAUGAUAAGUCAGAGAAACUUUGGGACAAUUUAACAAAGCUUGGUUUUUGUGCAGUUGGGCCGGUUAUAUUAUCAGAAAGAGGAAUGGAUUAUUCAAGUGUUGAAUUUUUAUUGUCCCUUCAUACAAUUUUGUCAAUCGAUCCAUUGACACUAUCACCUCCUCCAUCACCUUCGUUGCCACCAUCACCGAUUUUUUCUAAUAUAAAUAUUGACUCAACAUCUAACAUUGAAAUAAUUGACUCGGCUUCUAACAUUGAAAUAAUUAACACAGCAGUAACAUCUCCUUUUAAAUCUUCUUAUCCAAUCCCACCAUCACCCACAACAACUUCUUCAUCAUCAAUAAGUCUGAUUGAUGAUGAUUACAAGACAAAAAGUAACCGAAGCAGCAAUAUUUAUGAACCUUCAUUUAUAUCACGUGAUUCAAUUAACUAUGAUUCUUAUUCAACUUCAAUUACAUCACCAUGGUCAUCACCAUCAUAUGUUGCUGAUAAGCAAACAAUCUCAGAUAAAUAUUUUAUUAAAAACCAAAUGACCAAACAGUCAUCAUCAUCAAUAUUUAAUCAGAGAAAUAAAAUCUUUUUUG